CGACUUUGCUUUUGAGUUCAACAAAAUAUCUGGAGCCAUAGGUCGAUGAUUGAAAUGUCAGCAAGUGUGAAUCAAGAACCCUCUUAAGGAGUCUUGUGUGAUUUGUGUGAAAAUUUGAGGGCGGGCCUUAUGAAAAUCGGUGUGUAAUCUGUGCGAAGCAAGAAAUCGUAUCAUUUUUGCGAUAUCAAUCUUUGCAGGUGCUUGAUUGAUUGAGAAAUGGCGAAGGAAGGUCCUAAUUGGGACGGCUUGCUUAAGUGGAGUCUCUCGCACUCUGAUGGCACUAAUUCCUCUCGUAAUUUGAGCGAGGAGGAUAGAAGAUGGUUUGUGGAGGCAAUGCAGGCAAACUCAGUUGAUGUAAUUCAACGAAUGAAAGAGAUAACCCUGGUUAUGCAGACGCCGGUGCAGGUUUUGGAGUCUCAGGGUGUUACACCUCAAGAUAUUGAAGGGAUGUUGGAUGAGCUACAAGAGCAUGUGGAGUCUAUCGACAUGGCCAAUGAUCUUUAUUCAAUUGGUGGCUUGAUUCCUCUUCUUGGGCAUCUGAAAAGUUCUCAUGCUAACAUCCGAGCAAAGGCAGCUGAAGUUGUUAGCACUAUAGUCCAGAAUAACCCAAGGAGCCAGCAGUUGGUCAUGGAAGCUAAUGGCCUUGAGCCUCUUCUUGCAAAUUUUGCUUCAGAUUCUGAUGUUGUAGUUCGUACCAAAUCACUCGGUGCAAUCUCAUCUCUAAUCAGGCAUAAUAAGCCUGGCAUUGCUGCUUUCCGUCUGGCUAAUGGAUAUGCAGCUCUGCGAGAUGCUUUGAGUUCUGAGAAUUUGAGAUUUCAAAGGAAAGCUCUCAAUCUAACCCACUAUUUAUUGCAUGAGAAUCGGGCCGACUGUUGCAUCGUGUCUGAGCUUGGAUUCCCUCGCAUUUUGAUGCACCUUGCAUCAAGCGGGGAUGUUGAGGUCCGUGAAGCAUCACUUACUGGACUUCUCGAGCUUGCUCGCGACCGGUUGGACAAUCCAGAUGGUGGAACAAGCGAAGAAAAGGAUAAGCUGAAACAAAUUUUACAAGACAGAAUUAAAGGGAUCAAUGAAAUGUCUGCUGAAGACCUCGACACUGUUAGGGAGGAAAGGCAUCUUGUCGACUCAAUCUGGUACACCUGCUUUAACGAACCAUCUCCACUUCACGAAAUGGGGCUACUUUUUCUUCCAGGAGAGGAUGCAACCCCGCCGGACAUUGCCAGCCAGCAUUUUCAACCACCACUUAGAGCAUGGGCUGCAAAUCGGAAUCCAGACACAACCCCAAGCCAGAGAGAUAAUGAGCCUCCAUUGCUGUUAGGGCCGGGACCUUCGCAGUAGAGCGACCGCCCAUUCAAGAGGGAUGAGAGGUAAGUCUAGUUGUAUGAAUGUCAGUAGAGUAUUGUUGGUUGUUGUUGUCAUUCAUUCGAUACAGUUAACUAUACUUAUUUCGAAUUUCGAUACAUAUAUAGCAUGGUAUGGUUUCCAAAAGUUUUUCCUUCUAUUCAUGCUUGAAUCUUGUUCGACUCCAUCAGCUCAUGAGUUUACAUUAAGUGCACAAACUACACUUGAUUGGAUAUCAUAUACAUACAUAAAUAGCCUGUGGGAUUUCAGAGAGGAAGAUCGAGGCCUUUCCCGAUCUCCAACCCGAAGAUUUCGAGCAAUCCCUUGUUCAGAAUC
Molecule: messenger RNA, 1674 nt
Organism: Andrographis paniculata
Lineage: Eukaryota; Viridiplantae; Streptophyta; Magnoliopsida; Lamiales; Acanthaceae
Exons: 6
Coding region: 217-1335 (372 amino acids)
Source: RefSeq, a predicted model, not a curated record